Passer domesticus (house sparrow) is the source of this 1543-nucleotide messenger RNA. Its product is annotated as glutamine-rich protein 2-like. The transcript is spliced from 4 exons. Lineage: Eukaryota; Metazoa; Chordata; Aves; Passeriformes; Passeridae. Bases 1012 to 1368 code for a protein of 118 amino acids. The record is from RefSeq and is a predicted model, not a curated record.
GUUGGGUCAUGUAAUCUUUGGGCUCUCAUGGGGAACUUCAAUGUGGCUCCACAAUCAGUUUUUGGUGUCAGGGCCUCAGGCCCAGGUGGAGGACCGUGGGGCUGCCCAUGCAGCUAAAGGGCCCACACGCUGGGACAACAUGAUGGCUGGGCCCUGACUCUACUGUCACUGUCCUUUCCAGAUGAAGAAGCUGGAGGAAGACCUUAAAAAGCUGAGGAAGGAUACAGCCAAGUGGAAAGAAGAGAGCAGCAAGGAGAUCUCUCAGCAAAUUGAGGCUUUGCGGCAGGAGACAAGGCGUGAGCUGCAGAAGAUGGGAGAGCAGCAGGAGAGGAGGAAUGCCAUGCUGGAGCAGAUGCUGAAUGAGACAGCCGACCAGCUGAAUGAGCAGGUGAGGUCCUGGGGGAGCACUCCCACCACUCCUGGCACGGUCCUGUUGCAGCUCCAUGCCACAUCUUCCUGCUCUGUUGUGCUUUGCUGUAAUCUUAUGGGAGAGCCAAAUUGCCCAAAUUGGCCUGGACCAGUCAGUGGCAUGGACAGUAAUUAAAGCCUUGAUACAAAUGUCCUCUUGACAUGGUGGGCUCAUGGCCACUGACUGAGUCAUGUGUGUUUGCCCCUGUGGAGCAGACAGACCCCCCUUGGGUCAGCACCUUAUGUUCUUCCAUCCCGGGAGCAGGAUCAGGAGCUGAGACAGCAAAUGGAAGCCAAGUUUUUGCAGAUCCAAAAAGACUAUGAGAAACUCAACCUUGCCUCAGGGAUGCUCCAGAAGGACUCUCAACAAAAGCAGAAGGAUAUCACGGUAGGUGGCUGAAACCCCUUUUUGGUCAGAGCAUCCCCCAAGACGACUCCAUUCAGGGAUCACAAGGAAUCUCCUGCUGACCUCCUCACAGCACUGUGCUGGUCCCAAGUGCAUUCCCUUGAGGUUUUUGGGCAGGGGGAGAGGGGUGUGCUUCUACAUCCUGCAGUAUGCCACCACCUUACUGUGGUGUGAUGAGUUCCUUUCUGUGCUGAAAGAUGCUGUUCCAGUCUCUGGAGAAGCUGCAGAAGGAGAAGGCAGAUCAGCAGGACAUGCUGGCAGCAAUGGACAUGAAGGCGGACAAAGCUGCCUUGGGCAGCAAAGUCAAUUGCAGCCAAUUUGAAGAGAACAUGGAGGAGCUGGAUGAGAGGAUGGAGGAGUUGCAGAGCCAGAUUUCAGGCCAGGAGCAGCACUGGAAUAAGAUGCAGCAGCAGAUCAGUGAUGCAAUGGAAGAGAAGCUGGAUCGCCUGGAGCUGAAGACGUUCCGCAAACACCUGGAGGACUCCUGGAACAGGAACAUGGAAGAGCUCGAGAAUAGGCUGUCGCGUGAAAAUGCUGCUGGGUAUAAGAAGUGAGUGUGAUGGAGACACUGAUGGCUUUGGGGACAGUGAUGGUCCCAUUCCCUCCAGCUCUCCCACACACUGCCCCUCUGGUCCCCUGCCACGGCACCAAUUCUGCUGCUAAAUGAACCUCAGGGAAGCUGAUGAAGCCGCUGCACCUUAUCCUUCCACCAGCGGCAGGUUGCACACA